CUUACAGGACGGAUCGGUGUUAUUUUUGCAAAUGUAUCGUUUUAUUUUUCUUGUGUUAAUAGGGCUAUGUUUACACAUGUUGCCAGUGUUUGUGAGCCAGAGUAUUGUUCGCCAAGGAAUGGAGUUACGGCAAUCGGCCAUUAAUUGUACAGCGAAGUGCAAAGGAUCGGAGUGUCAUUCAAAUUGUACGGGUAUGAUGUCAUCUGCUUCGGCUGUAGGAUUCAAUGCGACAUCAAUAACCAUAGGAGAUUUGUCAACAGUUGAGUGCUAUGGACCAUUUUGCAAAUCUGCAUGCGACGGAGUGAUGAAUGUUUGUAUGUCAAAAUGCAUCGGGCGCAGCUGUGAAGCACUCGUAAGUUUCAACUGUUUGUUUCGAGAGGGUUUAUUCAUAAACAAAAGUAAACCUUUAAUUUUAUGA
Molecule: messenger RNA, 418 nt
Organism: Helicoverpa armigera (cotton bollworm)
Lineage: Eukaryota; Metazoa; Arthropoda; Insecta; Lepidoptera; Noctuidae
Exons: 10
Coding region: 32-418 (128 amino acids)
Source: RefSeq, a predicted model, not a curated record